GUUCUGGGGCUAGUAAACUGUGAACAAACCUGUUUGCAUUGCUGCACUGCACAGCACAGCACAGAUAAGCCCUAAUUGUUAUGCAACUCCUUAGCAUAAGCUCCUGGCAUGGCUCAUAUGCUUCCCUUGUACUAAGACUGUCCAAAAUAGCAACAAGAAAGCAUGUAACUAAAGACACAGCAGGAGUGUAGGAAUUCACCCAGGCCUUGGAUGUUCUAAAGAGUGGACAAUUCUUCAUUUCAAACCCUCCGAAAUGCUAAGCAUAAUGUAUUUUCUUCGGAGCUUCUUCAAGACCCCGCAGCCAGUUGAAAACUACAUCAGUGAAGGAGAGUUUGAAGACGAUCUGAGUUCUUCUACCCCAAGCACAACGGAGCUGGAGGUCCGUGGAUCCAGCCAAGAAACAGAUGAAGAUUAUUUUGAAACUGUGUCACAUCAGAGUGGAUCUUUGUCAGAUGUAAAAACUGAGCCUUAUGAGAGUGCAUCAGACACAGAAUCCCUUUCCAGUGACAUAACUGGGAAUGCUUGCUCAGAUUCAAACUGCCUGUUUAUUGAAAAAAAACCCCUGUGCUGCAAUCUUCCCAAAGAAAAGGCAGAAACCUUCCAUGAACUGAAGAGCUCCAGGCAACCAGAGUUCACCCAGCACAUACAGCUAGAAUUGUCCUCCAAAAUAAAAGAAGCACCAAGUAAAACUGAAUUUUGCAUCCAGUUUGCAGAGUUAGAGGGUGAAGAAUUGGGUGAUGAAGAGCUAACGUUAUCCAGUGAUAUUUCCAUCACAGAGAGCCAAGGCCAUGAAGAGAGCAUUUUAUCACAGGCAAAGAGAAAGUCUGGGGCAGCACUGCAGAGUAAGGCAGAGUUAGAAAACAGGGAAGUGCAGUCCUAUACCAACCCAGUACUUGCAGAAAACGAUACUGCAAGAGUGAAGGAACAUCCUGCAGUAUUUAGCAUUGCCUGUUUCAAAGCAAACUCAGAAAGUUGUUUGAUUUUUCCUGAGGUACAGCAGUUUUCCUUCCAGUCAGAUGCAGCACCAAGCUGUAGUUUGCCUAAUCUUCAUUUUGAAACAAAUGAGCCUAACUGUAAAAGUGACACUGAGACAUCUGACUGUAAGUGUGAAUUAGAGUCUAUGUCCAGUAUAAAAUGCAGCAGGAGGAAUUCAGCUGACAGUGAGGACACUUCAGAUAAAAGGAUAAAACAUGGAAGUACAGAGACCAUGCUGACAUCAGAUUCACUCUUCUACCAGAGUUGCUUCAACCCAAAACCUCGGCUACCAUACACAAGGUCAGAGAUUACAGAAAGUAAAACAUGGCACAGUGCACCUGAAAAUAUCAGUGCUCAAAGGGAGACAGAAUGUGUGGUGAGCUGUAUUCACCCAACAGACAAAUUUAGAUGGUCAUGUUCCACAUUACAUCUUCAAGAGCUGGAUUUUGAAUACACUUGGAAAAACUUAGGAAGGGUAACUGUAAGCCCUGAAAAGGCUAUAGAAAUAGAGGGCCAGUUUGGCAUAAAAAAAUCUCUUCUUGAUACUGACACAACCUCAAAGGUGUGUCAGGUUUCCCAACCAGCAGCCUCUCCUCAGUGCAUUGAUUAUUUGCACUCUAAAUCAGAGACAUGUGGCCUUAGCCCAGAGCCAGCUGGUACUUGUGUUGACAGCUUAACACGGAGUGAUGCUUGUGAGGACAAUCCAAACCAAAAGGAGAAAUCCUCUUCCCUGGAUUGUGGUCCAGGGAUCAUAAGCGCUGAGGAACUGACACAAAACAAUGAGCACAAAGCUGAAAGAGAUCUGGAAGCAAACAGAUUCCCAUGUGAUACUGAUGUUGAAUCAGACACUGGUGACACUGAGAGCCCUGCAGCUUCACAUGCAGGUGUUCCUGCUGGUGUGGAAAGCAGAGACUGUGAGUGUUCUGUAAACUGUGUUUCCAGUACUGCAAUACAGCACAAACAUUUGAAGGAGAAUGGCCUUGAAUCUGAGCUGUCAGAUAUGGAGAUUGUGGCAGGAGAAAGAUGGGCAGAUGAUUCUUCUGAUCUUGGCUUUGGUUGGAAAGUCCUGGAAACUGCAACACAACCAGAUGGCCGUGACAGAGGGGCAGAGCACGGAGAGUCACUGCAACAAAAUGCAAGUUGCAAAACCGGUGCCUUAAGGAGCCACUCAGAGCUAGGAACAAAUGAACAUCCUAUUCAUAAAGGAAAGGAUGAAGAGAGUGUCUUUGCUGUUGAAAGGACUCCCAGAUCAGAUUAUAUAAGGCAGGGACGGGAUUUAAUGGCUACUCCAGAAUUAAAGCCUGCCCCAAUUAUAGUCUCUGUAGAGGAGAAAGGAUUACAGUCCAAAACACUGAAUGACAACCUUCCUACUGAAGUGGUGGCUGAAACAUUGGGAAAUGGAGUGAGCAAGGAUUUGCUGUCUCCUCCUCAUACUGUCAGUAAAGCUCAUGGCGAGCCAGAGAGAGUUCUGAGUGAAAGCUGGAACUGUGAAGAACUAAUUCUGGCCACCCACCCCAUUCCUGGCAGUGCAGAGGUACUCUCUGGUAGGGAUGCAGCUGAAGUAAAAUCAGAAAUUUCAGAAGAGAAAAGAGGGAAAACAGAAUCAGUUUCAUCCUUAGGGUUCACCUGUAGUAAUUCUGCAGUAGCAAGUACCAAACUGGAAUUCAGGAAUGUUGCUGUACCACUAGGUAGUGAUACACUUACUGCAGAAAUUCAGACAGAUCCAUGUGAAAAAUCACUCAUAAAAUCUCCCAGUGGAGGUGGUGUGAGGCUCUCUGAGGAUGAGCCCUGCAGGGCAGGGGCACUGGUGACUGGUGCAGUGACACUGGAAGGCAGCAGCAGUGUAAGCAGUGUGUGCCAGGGACAUGGUGCUGGUGUCAGCCUUGAAAGGCCCAGCACUGUUAAAUCACAGGGUAGAAGUGGUGUGAUGGCCUUUGAGGAAGAGCCCUGCAGAACAAAUAGGGGUUUUGAAUUAAGGACAGAACAUUUAGGAAAGUCAGGCUUUAGAAACCCUGGAAGAAGCAAUGAUCAGGUGUCUAAGGAAGAGGAAUUCAAAGCACAUCAAAGCACAGAGGAAGGUUUGAAUAUUACCAGGGCAGUGACAGUGCAAAUGAGCAGCAGUGAAAGCAGUUUGUGGCAAGGAGAUGGUGCUGGUGUCAGCCUUCAAGGGCCCAGCAUGGUCUCUGGACAAGCAGUAGGCAGGCAAGGAAAGGAAAUCUGCAAUGGCUCAAAGGAAGAAACAGGUAUUUGUGAGGAACCCUCUCCUAGGGAAGGAAAGGAGGGCUCUCCUGCAGGACACACCUCUAGCCCCAGCAAAGACAGUGCACUGAGUCUGGAUGUGUCUGAUGUCUUUGAUGAGUCUCUGAACAGGGAGACUCACAGCACUUUCAUGCUGGGCCUCGACAGUGUAAGUACCUGCAGCACUAACAGCGAGGAACUGGAUGAGAACUCAUCCCACAUCCUGGGGAGUAACAGCAGCCUUCAUAAAGCUGUACAAAAGCCAACAAAGAGUGAGAAUAGUGGGAAAACUUCCAGGUUUUUAGUAUUCCCAAAAAUGACAUCUUUCAAGAAAACUAAGCCUGCCUCAUGGGAAAAUCAGGGAAGCAGCAGUAUCUUUGGGAGCAAGGCUAAGAUGGAAGACCUGGAUGUUGGGAAAGAUGACGAAGACACUGCAAGUUUAUUGUCUUUCAGAAGUUGUUCUUCUGGUUUAGUCUUCCACAGGAAGGAAAGCUACACCUCUGAGUACUCUGAUGAUGAUGAUUUAUUUUAUGAGAGACCUGCAGGAUUUUUCAACAGAUUAAGCCUGAGGAAGGCCUCUGGCUCUGGUCGGAUACUGAUGGAAGAUGCAGAUCGACAAGUUUCAGGUUCAUCUGAAAACAAUGACAGUGAAACUGCGGAGCAUUCAGGGAUUAGAAAAUCAUUCCCUGAAAAUGAACACAAAAGAAACAAAACCCCUGAGGGUAAGAAAUUCAGGACAAGGUUAGCCUUGGCACACAAAUCCCUCUCAAGCUUAUUUGAGUCUAAAUGUCCAGAAAAGGAAAACACUGAGCAAAGCUCAAAAGCAUCAGUGAAAAAUGAAAAGGAGAAAGCCAAACUUCGCCAUAGCACCUGGAAAGCUUUACUAAAAAGCAAGGAGGCAGAUGGACUAAAACGACCUGUUUUAGUAAGUUUAUCAUCCACACAGGAGAGUCUUAAUGCAACUGGUGGCCAUGCGUUAACACCAGAGGAGCGACAGCAUAGUUCCACUUUUUUUAAAACAGAAACAGAUAAUGGCUCCUUAACAAACUCCAACUAUUUUGACAGCUCUAUGGAGCCUGUUGAUGUCUCUUUACCUGCACGUAUGUGGAGAAGACGAAUACAGUCCCAUGACUUGGGUAUCAGAUACUCACAGAGUUCAGACUGUGAUGAACAGCAGGAGGUUCUGAGCAACAGUUUAAAUACUUCUCUAGAGGAAUACUGGAUGAAAUCUCCAUUUAGCCCCACGGACUUGCAGCUGGCAUUUAGUCAGUCAAGUCCAUCAUGUCCCCAGCUCUCCAGUUCUGAUGGUAAAGACAUGCCUUGUAGGCCCAUGAGUCCCAAACCUCAGAGUUCACGAUCCACUUCCCAGCACAAGAACUUCCGUUAUCCUGGGCGAGCAUGUGCCGCUUCCAUGAUCUCUCUCGGGAGCAGCUCUGCAGUGGAAAGCAGUCUGGAGGCUCCUGAGAGACCGAAGGCUCUGAAACCCAGAGGAAGUCUCUUACACUCGUUGGAUGACUUCCAGAGGGAUGACAGUGGCAUAAGCAGUCAAUCCCAGAUCAGCUUAAACACAGCUUCUUCCAUUAGUGACAUGCUCCAAGAUGAGUGUGUAAAACAGGAGUCUAAGCAGCCAUGUCAAACAGCACCUGGAAAGAGGCCAAAUAAGAAAUGGGUUCCCCAUCGCAAAAGGAGGCCCCCCCGGGUCCCACCAUGCCCUGUGUCCACCCUGGAGAGCAGAGCCUGCAGGCUCUCCUUCCUUGCUCCAGAUGAAAAAGCCAAGGAGAUCCCAGAGAGGAGGAGGAAGAGACCCAAACCCCUCUAUAAGUGCUUCAGCUUCGAUGAUGUUUGGAUGGAGAGAAAUCAAAAAAGGAAGCUAGAGAAGGAGACACAGCCAGAGGGAGGGGUUCAAUUGCAACAUCUCCCACAGGACCCCUCACAAGCUGGAAUAAGUCCAUCCAUCACAUCUCCUGUUGCCUUUGAUAUCCUGCCACUGAAGCUGCAUCCGUUUUCCCAGAGCACCCCGACAGGCCUGGACUGCGUGGGCUGGAAACGGCGCAUCUCUGCUCCCGUGAUCACUGAUGGAGCCCUGGACAAGACAGCCCUGACGGACGAUGUGGGGAGCGAGGAGGAUCUGUACGAGGAUUUCCGCAGCUCCAACCACCGCUACGGCCACCCCGGGGGCGGCGGCGAGCAGCUGGCCAUCAACGAGCUCAUCAGCGAUGGCAGCGUGGUGUACGCAGAGGCCCUCUGGGACCACGUCACCAUGGACGACCAGGAGCUGGGCUUCAAGGCCGGCGAUGUCAUCGAAGUGAUGGAUGCCACCAACAAGGAGUGGUGGUGGGGGAGGAUUCUGGACAGUGAAGGCUGGUUUCCAGCCAGCUUUGUUCGGCUGCGAGUGAACCAGGAUGAGCCCAUGGAAGAUUAUCCCCUGAAGGUGGAGGGGGGCAAAGAGGACGACUCCCGACGCUUUGGGAUGGGCCAGACCACCAAAGACCAAAUGAGGACCAAUGUCAUCAAUGAGAUCAUAAGCACAGAGAGAGACUACAUCAAGCACCUGAAGGACAUUUGUGAGGGUUACAUUAAGCAGUGCCGCAAGAGAGCAGACAUGUUUACAGAAGAGCAGCUGAAGACAAUCUUUGGGAAUAUUGAGGACAUCUACAGGUGCCAGAAGAAAUUUGUUAAAGCACUAGAGAAGAAAUUUAACAAAGACCACCCCCACUUGAGUGAGGUUGGCUCAUGCUUCUUGGAAUAUCAAACAGAGUUUCAGAUCUACUCCGAGUACUGCAACAACCACCCCAACGCCUGCCUGGAGCUGUCGCGCCUCACCAAGGUCAACAAGUACGUUUACUUCUUCGAGGCCUGCCGCCUGCUGCAGAAGAUGAUUGACAUCUCCCUGGAUGGCUUCCUGCUCACCCCCGUGCAGAAAAUCUGCAAAUACCCCCUGCAGCUGGCCGAGCUGCUCAAGUACACCAACCCCCAGCACAGGGAUUUCAAGGAUGUGGAGGCUGCCUUGAACGCCAUGAAGAACGUGGCUCGGCUCAUCAACGAGAGGAAGCGGCGCCUGGAGAACAUCGACAAAAUCGCUCAGUGGCAGAGCUCCAUCGAGGACUGGGAGGGAGAAGAUGUCCUAGUCCGAAGCUCAGAACUCAUCUAUUCUGGGGAAUUGGCCAAAAUCUCCCACCCUCAAGCCAAGAGCCAACAGAGGAUGUUCUUCCUCUUCGAUCACCAGCUUGUCUGCUGCAAGAAGGACCUCCUGCGCAGGGACAUCCUGUACUACAAGAGUCGGAUCAACAUGGAUGACAUGGAAAUACUGGAUGUAGAAGAUGGCAAGGACAAGGACUUCAAUAUCAGUGUGAAAAAUGCAUUUAAGCUGCACUGCAGGGACACUGAGGAAGUCCAUUUAUUUUGUGCAAAAAAGCCUGAGCAGAAACAGCGCUGGCUGAAGGCGUUUGAGAAUGAAAGGAGGCAGGUGCAGCUCGACCAGGAGACAGGUUUUUCCAUCACGGAGGUGCAGAAAAAGCAGGCAAUGCUGAAUGCCAGCAAGCAGCACCACGCUGGGAAGCCCAAGGCUGUCACCAGGCCCUACUACGACUUCCUGAUGCGGCAGAAGCACCCCACGCUGCCCAGCACGCUCCCUCAGCAGCAGGUCUUCAUGCUGGCAGAGCCCAAGCGCAAGCCCUCCAACUUCUGGCAGAACAUCAGCCGGCUGACGCCCUUCCGGAAAUAGGGGCAGCCCGUUUGUGCCUGAACCCCUUCUGAGACAGCACUUUAGCCCUCAGUCGUGGCAGGCGGAGCCGGGUUCCUCCAGCCCUGUGCUCACAGAGGAUGGCACCUGUGCUCCUGCCUCCCCUGUUUAUUUGGCUGCCCCGCUGGCUCCCAGGUGAGGCACAGCGUGGGCAGCGGUGCCACGGCGCCAGGCCCGCGCUGCCCAGCAGGCAGAGCUCCAGGAGCACGCAGCAGGGAGCUGGGCAGGCUGCAGCACAGAGAUUUCCCCUGCCAGUGUGCUUGGACUCGCUGCUUCCCUGGCAGCUGCCCCAGGGGAUGGCAGGGAUGGACCCGCUGGCCCCGUGGCCACCGCCAUGCUCGGAACAGCAGUUCAGAGUCCGUGACGAGGAGGGAUGAACCCUUCUGCUCUGCCCACCCCAUGCCCUGCGUUUCUCAGAGCUGUGAUCCUCCUCCACGUGUCCAACCAACUCAGCAGCCUCUGCAGGCACUCAGAGCACAGUGAGCACUGCACUGUGACCUCCUCCCUCCCUUUAUUCCAACAGCACCCGUGACAGGUGUCCUACAUUAAACUGUGCCAACCUGCAGCAUCAGUCAAGUCAAAGAAUCUCUCUAGUGGGUUUAAGUUACAUAAGUUAGAAAAAAAAUGUGCCUAAUUAAUACCAUACUCAAUUCUUUAGAUUCUCAUCUCUCCAUCAUUCUGCCAUAUUUCCUGGCCAAUGAAAAUGCUCAUUGUUUGUAAUGUGUUUAUUUAUGGUAAAAAUCAGAACUGUGUAUUUUGUAAGUCUGUAAUUGUUCUUGUCAGAUGUUGUUAACUUGAUGCUUGUUUUGUCUGUUUAAUCUUUCUUUUCUUUUUUUUUUUUUUAAGAAAGGUCAAUAUUUGCAAACCUAGCUCCCAGAAGUCAGAGUCUGCUGUUCAACUCUGCAACGUCAUUGUUAUGCAAACUCCCACAGACCCUCAAAUUCAAGGAGUGUUACUGACACUUUUGAAAAUGGAAAACCACUUGAUAAAGGCCUACAUUUGGCAUAAAGAGCCUCACUUUAUGUACCCAAGUUUCAAAUGGUGGCCAAAAAGAAUGAAUUUAAACCUUGGUUAGCAAAAAGAAAGAUUUGCCUUACCAUAGCAAGAGUUAGAAGCCAUACUGACUGAAUUCCCUAGAUUAGGAGACAUCCUGGGACAGUGGAAGGAAGACACAGGCUCAUUCCAGUUCACGUGUGAGUGAGCACUAACUGUCUGCAGAGCUCAAAAAUCCAGUGUUUGUUGAUGCUGUAGCUGACCAAAGUCUGGUCAUCCAGGGAUAUCUGAAUUCAGUAGCAUGUACAAAGUCCUUCUUGCACUAUAUCUUCCCCCCAGACCAGGGGCAACAUUUAAUUUCAUAAAGAAACUUGUAAAAGUGACUCUCAGCCUGUGUUUGUCUCCAGCCUGUCUCUCUGUGUGAAGCUUUCUUUCCAAAGUCACUGUGGGGAUUGUGCUCUUGCAGCUCCACCAGGGCUGCUCAGCCACAGGGGCCAUGCCAGAAGGUGACCUCAGAGAAGCCAUCCCAGGGACCUGACCAGAGGGGUCACUCUGCUCUGGGGAGGACACUGGGUCGAAUGCUGGGUGGGAGUGGAGGGCAAAAGGAAAAAAAAAUAAACAAGAAAACAUUCUCCAAGAAGCCCCUGAGAUCAGGCAGCUACAGCAGUAUUAGCACAACACACACAGACACCAAGAGACACAGACAUGGGGACACUGAAAGACACAGCCAGACAAAGGUGGCCCAGCAGGAACACUGAGGCACUGCCAGGGGUGUACAGACACCCAUGGGGGGAAAUGGUGACCAAGAGACCCUGACACACACACACAGGGAUGUCAGACAGCUGCAGCCAGCACCACUCAGCAACACAAGGCAAUUGUCAUUUCUGUGUUUACCCUAAGUGUCUGCACCCUCCUUUCCUUAUCCAUGGCGUGUUUGUUUUGAUUGGCCAGGAAGAAAACCUGUUGGCACUAAAAUGAUCUAUUUUCUGAGCUUAGCAUCAGCUUUUGUAGUAAGUGGAAGGGGGUAGAGGGGCAGAGGACCAUCCCCUCCCCAGCACGGGUACAGGAUCACACCCCACACCCCCACACUGAGCAUGGCCAGCUGUGACAAUGCAUCAGGGUGCUCAUAGUCUUGUCCAGUUGCUAUGUGGGUUCACUCAAGGAUGGAGAUUCUCCUAAAACCUCUUUAUAUCUCUGCUUAAAACCACUCUUUCCCCAGUGUGAUGGAAGUGCUGACAUCUAUUCAAAGCUCCCUUGCUGCAAUGUCUGAUCUGGUUUUAGGCAGAAUGUUGCUCAAUAUACUCAGCUUUACAUCUAUAAUGAAGUCACUCUGGUAGAAAUCCUCACCUCAUCUCCCAAGGGAAAUGGGGUGACCAUGGCACAGGACCCUGGAGUGCAGUGGCUGUGAAGUGCAACAACCCUGUCCUUCCUCCCCCUGAAACAAACACAAGAAUUGGCUAUUAUUAAUUACCUGUGUAGCAAUACUCUCAACAGUAAAUAUGCAUCCAGUGGUUAAAAUAAUCACAUCAUUUAUCAGCUCUUCCAGAACUGGCUGCAUCUCUGACCAGUGUGUACAAAGGAUUUACAGAGACACUUUUUUUUACAGAAAUUUCUGAAGUGCCAAACCAGACUCCUCUGGCCAGACAGCAUCCCAGUCAAUGGACAGUUCAUUACUUCUGGAAGAAUUCUACUCUCCACUUGACUAUCAGUACUCUUUCUAAAAAGUGUCCUCAGUUGGGAUUCUAGUCUUGUACACCACAUUUGGAGCUAGGAUCCAAUUCCCUAUGCAAGACUGAGAUCAGGUAAAAAAACUGAUCACAGAAAGUGGUGGAGUUACAGCAGCAACACAGCAAACAGGUAAGGUCAAACCCAUAAUCCCAUUGUGCUCAACACGCCCGACCCACAGACUGCUCUGAAGAGGAUUUCAUCACAAAAUACAUCCUUUGUUUAAGAGCCAGCACCACCUCCCAGCUCUCACCAUAACCCUCAGUGUUUCCUGAACACCAAAACUGUCUAUAUAAACUGUCACAAAUCUGGUGUAACCUCCUUCGGUUUUAAGUGAUUAGACACUCAAAGUCAUCUCAUCCCCCAAGUUACUGAUUAAAUAGUGAAGUACCUGUGUGUGAGAUGGUAACAGAUUAACCAAGCCCAGAUUUCCCUGUUGCUCCCCUGGCAGCUGCAUUUGGGCUGGGGUGGCUCCCAUCAUUCUGCCAAUGGACAGAACGGAGGUGAACACGUGCAGGCCAGACUGGGGGUGUGCACAGUGAGCAGAUCCCAAGGGCAUCAGCUCAGCUUGUGAGAACAGAGUUUCUGGCUGGUCAAGAACAGCCUCUGACAAACUCUCUGGGCUACAUGGACAAGACCUUCACGCCAGUUCCACCAGAAGUGUCCAUUUGAAACGAAGAAUCAGAGCUGUGAGAUAUCAGCAACCUUUUCUCUGGAGCUGAACCUUCAACAGGGGCCAGAAAUGCAGAUUUGCAUACAAAACAAACUGAAGCUCCUGAUGUGAGUCUCAACAACACCAGUCCUUCUGGAUUUUAGGGUAGAACCAGCUGAACUGCUCAGAAAAACAGUUCUGCAUUGAGUUACAUAAAGAGGACAAAGAGAUUGAGUCAGGGGUGGUUUGGGGUUUCUUUAGGGGUGUUGGUUCUAUCUGUUCCUCUCCUUCUGUAGACAUCCAUUUAGGAAGCUUCUUGUAAAAACAGCCAUGAUUCUUAAUGACCUUUAUCUGCCCAGAUUUCAUUUGGUCAAAUAAAACACAGAAUUCUGUAAAGGAUGUGAAUCAAAUGAAAGAAUGAUUUCCUGAAACUACCAGUAAAGUGAAGAGAACCAGUGGCUACUAAAUAACAUAGUCUCUGCUCUGACAAAAAAAAAAAGGGAAAAAAAAAUCUCUAAACUAUUAGUUUAGAAUAUCUGAUUCAGACACUGUGAGUGUAUACACUGUUCAAGUUCUAAUAGCAUCAAAACCAGCACGAACUGUCUUUGUGCUAACUCAAAGUAAGAACUAGGUCAGUUCCCAUGGAGAGAAGAGUUCCCCCAGAGCAGCCUUUAACAUCUCUGCUGUUUUGUCCAUUCCCUGAAGGACAGUGGGGUGUCAGCUGGGGAGGAACCCCACCUGUGUCCAGCAGAGGCCUCGGCUCACCAAGUCCCCUGCAGGAGAUUCCCACUGUGCAGGACACUGCUCUGCAGAGCCAGCACAGCUCUGUCAUCCCAGAGCCAACCAUGUGCCAACAACUGCACCUGCGUGUCCCAACAGCUUCCCAAAAGCACCUGAAAACCUGCCACCAACAGGGAGAACUCAGAACUGAGGCACCUGUGAGUAACAAAAGAAUCUCAGCUUCACACUGAGAACACUUCAUUUCUUGGGAUGCUGGAAUGACAGAAAUGAGCUUCUUUUUAAUAAAAAGGCCUUUCCUCUGAUAUGUCAAAAUAUCAGGCUGUGCUCCUCCAGAUUUACUGUAGUGGAAGCACAUGUUCAAGUAACAGCAUCAUUCAAGAAGUCUGUGUGCAACCAUCAGUCUUUUGAACAAGUACUGCACCGCUCCCCUCCCAGCCUCUGGAGCUGUCAGUGCCUGGCAGGUGCCACAGCACUCAGCAAGUGCUGAUUUCUUCUUUAUUGUUAUUACUUCAGUUGUUCUAAUCCUCCUGUCAAGUUCCACCACGUACCUGCUCAUGAGGUUAUGGCCAUUGCAAAGCCCAUCUGGACAGUGAAUAUGGUACAAAGGCAACUCAAGCUUUAAGGAGGGAACUACAAACACCUUAUUCAAGUGCUGGAGCCUCAGCCUGUGCCUGCUGCUGCUCUCAUUCUCUACCAAAGGGGGAACUGACAUCAGCAGCACCACACUGGUACAACCCAAAAUAUCAAUAGAAUGUCCUGUACCAGCCUACCAGCAGAAACUCCCUGUGCCAGAGCUCCCAGCCUAAGCAAAGCUGUAGGGUCAGGUCUUCAGGUAAGUAAUGAGUUAAAGAUUAAAAAUUCUGAUAGUGCAUAAAAAUUAACUGAAAAAAAAAGGCAGCAUCUUCAGCUGAUUUUAAACCCCUGAAGACACAGUGGUGCUCUUUCAGUUGGACAGUAUGGGGAGGGAAUGAAUCCAGGCUGCAGUGACCCAUCAGUGCAGCUGAUGUCAGAGUGGACAAGGUGCAGCCAGCAGUGUGACCUGGCACCGGACAGAAAUGCCUCCAGGGGACCACAGCUCCAGGCAGCAGUGGAGUUCCCUCCUUUUCACUCCCAGGCACACAGCUGCAGGCUCUGCAGGAGCCAAAGGCUGCUCCUUCCCAGCCACACAGCAACCCCAGCUCGCCCUGCCUUGCCAUCAACACCUCACACCUUAUUUCUCCUGUGUCUCACACAUGUUCUUAAUGAGCUACGUGACUAAAAUCCCAUGGCUUUGGCAAUGUUGGCACUUCUAGGAAAAAUGCAGGCUGCUUCUUUUUGCUCAACACUCCUGUCUUCUUUCCCCCCACAACUACACCCGUCCUCUCUGCACGUCCUGAGCUUCUCUUUUGCACAAGUUUGCUACCAAAGCAGCUCCCUGUUUCACUGCCUGUGCAAAUGAAAUACCUGUGGUACUUACCCCAGAGCUGUGUACCUUUGUGUGUGACUGCCUACAUUUACAGUUGUGAGAUGGGAAAUAAACAAGCUAUUGACUUUCA
Molecule: messenger RNA, 12601 nt
Organism: Taeniopygia guttata (zebra finch)
Lineage: Eukaryota; Metazoa; Chordata; Aves; Passeriformes; Estrildidae
Gene: ARHGEF4
Product: Rho guanine nucleotide exchange factor 4
Biological process (GO): intracellular signal transduction
Molecular function (GO): protein binding; guanyl-nucleotide exchange factor activity
Source: RefSeq, a predicted model, not a curated record